AUGGAUAGGAUAUAUAAAAGAUUUGAGGAACUUGAUGUCUACGGCAAAGUUACUUUCAAGAGUAAACUUCGAGAAUUCGUGUAUCCCGAUGAAAACCCUAUGUGUCCUCCUCCGUCAAAGGUUAACACCAAAGAUGCACCGAAGAAACUAACAAAAAGAAGCCAAAGAUCGACAAAGCGUGAUCUGUCAUAUUGGGAGUAUGUUGAUGCUUAUCAUUCAGUUCAAAACAGCAACAAUUUAGUCAGACGUAAUGCAUCAUCUUCUGAACCAUCGAAGCCAGCAAAGAUGAUCCCGAUGUUGGAUCAAUUUGUGCCAUUUAUACAGGGUUUCAUUGAGGACGUUGUUGAUGUGAAAGCAAAUGGCAACUGUGGAUAUCGGUUAGUUGCCGCUUUGUUAGAUAUGGGAGAAGAAUCUUGGGCAGUGAUGCACAACGAAUUGAUUAAAGAACUUGGCAAAUGGUUGCAAGACUACAUAAAGCUCUUUGGUGGCACGGAGAGAUUUGAAUAG
Molecule: messenger RNA, 507 nt
Organism: Glycine soja
Lineage: Eukaryota; Viridiplantae; Streptophyta; Magnoliopsida; Fabales; Fabaceae
Exons: 1
Coding region: 1-507 (168 amino acids)
Source: RefSeq, a predicted model, not a curated record